GAGCUGCUUCAUGGGACGCAGUUGGUGAAGGUUUGUUUUUCAGAGUCUGAUCCUCAGAUCUCGACUUCAGAGACAAGAGGACGACUUCAGGACAUGAGGGACACUUCAAACAGCUCAGGGAUGGACGACUAUGACGACCUCUUCUUGAACGACUCGUUCUGGAACUCCAGUGACAACUCCAGUUACUACGACCCGUCAGAGAACUGGUGCGAGGCUGGAGACACGGAGACCACCAUCAAGAUGUUCCAGACCUGCGUCUUCGGCCUCAUCUUCCUGCUGGGCAUGCUGGGAAACUGCCUGGUCAUCGCCACCUUCGCCCUCUACCGCCGGCUGCGGCUCCGCUCCCUGACGGACGUGUUCCUGUUCCACCUGGCGCUGGCCGACCUCCUGCUGCUCCUCACGCUCCCCCUGCAGGCGGUGGACACUCACCGCGGCUGGAUCUUCUCCGUGCCGCUCUGCAAGGCCACGCGAGCCUGCUACGCCGUCAACACCUACAGCGGCCUGCUGCUGCUGGCCUGCAUCAGCGUGGACCGCUACCUGGUGGUGGCUCGGGCGCAGGAGAUGCUCCGGCUGCGCACUCAGAUCCUGAGAGGAGGGAAGAUGGCGGCUCUGGGCGUGUGGGUUGUUGCCGUUCUCCUCAGUCUACCUGAGAUCCUCUUCUCCGGGGUGUCGGAGCUCAGCCCUGAAGACUCGGUGCAGUACUACUGCGGCAUGCAAAAGAGCGGGAAGGUCAAGAUGGCCACCAACGGAGCCAUCAUCGUGGUCUUCUGCGUGUCCCUCCUGGUGAUGGUGACGUGCUACUCGCUGAUCGCCCGCGUGCUGUGGGAAGGGAACCGGCUCCGUCGAGGGAACCAGUGGCACCGGCAGCGCACCCUGAAGCUGAUGGUGGCGCUGGUGCUGGUGUUCCUGCUCUUCCAGCUGCCCUACACCGUGGUGCUGUCCCGGAAGAUAGCGGGGCAGUUCUGCAGCCUGCUGCUGGAGUACGUCACCUGCACCUUGGCGUACGCCCGCUGCUGCCUGAACCCCGUGCUGUACGCUCUGGUGGGCGUUCGAUUCCGCAGCGACGUGCUGAGGCUGGUCCGUGACUCAGGAUGCCUAUGUGGCCUCUCCGUGGCGCCAAAGGCGGUGACCUCCACCUCGCCCUCGUCACCUGCUCUCACCAGGCCCUCGGUUUCCUCCCCAGCGCCGCAUGAACGCUUCUCCAGCAACGAGACCCCCUCCAAGUUCCUGUUCCCAGGAAACAAAUGAUGUUCAGUGAAGAAGACGAAGCAGCCGACGUCCAUGAUGCACCGGUCACAUGAUCACCUGCAGGAAACAUGAAGUGUUGUUACAGUACGUGAAGAACAAAGAGCUGGAGGAUGAAAACAAACCAUCAUCCUCACGGUGAUUCAGAUGAUUCCAGAGGAACCGAGAACUGAAACUGUAUUCUCAUACUGCAGGGGGCAGCAGCGAGUCAUGCUUCAUGUUCAGGAGACGUUUGAUCAUCUAAUUCUGUGCGUGUGUGUGCGUUUGUGUGUGUCUGUGUGCGUGUGUGUUUGUGUGUGUUUGUGUGUGUUUCAUCAUCAUCAUCUAUCUCAACCCAAACUUUGACCUGAAUAAAUGAAAUGAUCAAAUAUAAAUUACAAUGUAGAAAUGAGGAUGCAGGUUACACACACACAAACACACACACACACACACACACACACACACACACACACACACACACACAUUUAAUUUAGUUAUGUAGGCUAAUGUUAAAAAAGUUGAAUUAAAUGUUGUUUGUCUUGAUGAAUAUUUUUUCUUGCUUCUGUUUCUUGCUUCUUCCCUUUUUACUAAUAAAAGCAGAUAAACAUGA
Molecule: messenger RNA, 1834 nt
Organism: Pleuronectes platessa (European plaice)
Lineage: Eukaryota; Metazoa; Chordata; Actinopteri; Pleuronectiformes; Pleuronectidae
Gene: ccr10
Product: chemokine (C-C motif) receptor 10
Exons: 2
Coding region: 94-1248 (384 amino acids)
Biological process (GO): immune response; G protein-coupled receptor signaling pathway
Cellular component (GO): membrane
Molecular function (GO): G protein-coupled receptor activity
Source: RefSeq, a predicted model, not a curated record